UAACCAUCUCUUGGGAAAUAUCUACCGGCAUCAAUUGCUCCACUGACUCCUCAACAUGAUGGAUCCGGGUGAGGGUUCCUCGUCAACAUCGAAGUCAAGAAAGCAAAGAUUUCGUGAUGCAUGGAUUGAGCAGCCGGAAUUUCAGGGCUGGUUGGCUGCAGUCCCUGGGGAUCCGUUCAGGGCGUUCUGCAAAGUUUGCAGCGCUAGUAUGGUCGCUGGCAGUAGCGAGCUUAAAAAGCACGCUGAAAGGCAAGGCCACAAGAAAGCCAUGUUAGGCCUCCAGAAACAACACCUCCUAACAGGGUUCAUCCAGAAAAAGCCAAAAGACUCCAUGGAUGACAAGGUGAAGAUGGCAGAGAUCAAGCUUUCUGCGUUUAUCACGGAACACUCCCUGUCAUUCAAAGUGAUGGACCACAUGGGCGAGCUCGUGAAAACGGUGUUUCCUGAUUCUAAAAUCGCAGAACAGGUGAGACUUCACAAGACGAAAUGCACAUCAAUUGUAAAAAAUGUGCUAGCAAAGGCAGAAGUGCAGAGCCUUUCCGCCAUACUAAGAAAAACGCGGUUUUCUCUUUUCGUCGAUGAGGGCACGGAUGUCUCGAGCACAAAGCUCCUCUGCUGUGUCGUACGUUAUUAUUGCGAUGCUGUAGAUGAUGUCAUCACGCAGCUGCUUGAAGUUAUUCCCCUCGACGCCACGAGUUGCUCCGCAGAGUCCCUCGCAACUGCUGUUGAGCAGUGCUUAAACCACAAGGAGAUUCCAAUGAAAAACAUUAUCGCACUGGCUUGCGAUAACGCUAGCGUGAUGGUCGGCGAACACAACUCUUUGAUGACCCGACUGCACGCGAACGCGGACAGAAGCUUUGUGACCAUCAGGUGCAUCUGCCACUCUUUACACAUCGCUGCCAGCAAAGCUGCAAUGAAGCUACCGCGGAAUCUUGAAGAUCUGCUGAAGAAUGUCGCGAGUUACUUCGGGCAUAGUUGCAAGCGUCAAGCUCAGCUUGCUGAUCUGCAGGAAUACCUUAAAACAGAGAAGCAUAGAAUCCUAAAGCCCAGCGAAACGCGGUGGCUGGCACUGCAAAAAUGCGUCGAGCGCGUCUUUCAGGAAUGGGACACAUUGAAGUUGCUUUUCUUGCAAGCGUCUGUAGAGGACAGAGUUGCAGCUGCAGGGCAGAUCUUGGCCGAA
Molecule: messenger RNA, 1180 nt
Organism: Ixodes scapularis (black-legged tick)
Lineage: Eukaryota; Metazoa; Arthropoda; Arachnida; Ixodida; Ixodidae
Exons: 1
Source: RefSeq, a predicted model, not a curated record